AUGACCGUUGCCGUCGAACUCAUCUCAUCAAGGACGGCCCUGCCCAUCGAAUCGGACCAGGUGCAAACGACGGUCGCGAUGCCCGAGGCCGCCGCCGUCUACCCCCCGAGGGCCAAGUAUAGCUUCCUCGACGACUACAGCGAGGGCGCGCACCCGCAGGUGCUCGAGGCCCUCAUCGCCAGCAACGGCACCCAGGAGUCGGGCUACGGCAACGACCGUUACAGCGACGAGGCUCGUCGUCACAUCUGCCGCCACCUCGGCCGCGAUGACGUGGGCAUCUUCUUCGUCCCCAGCGGCACCUCGGCCAACGCCAUCUCCAUCGCCGCCUGCCUGCGGCCGCACGAGGCCGUCAUCGCCGCCAGCACCGGCCACAUCGUCACGCGCGAGACGGGCGCCGUCGAGGCGACGGGCCACAAGAUCAUCAACGUCGCGCCCUGCAACGGCAAGCUCACCCCCGACAGCAUCCGCAAGGCCCUCGACGACAACUGGCACUACCCCCACAUGGCCAAGCCCCGGCUCGUCUACGUCUCCCACGCCACCGAGGUCGGCACCGUCUACUCCAAGGCCGAGCUCGCCGCCAUCAAGCAGCUCUGCGAGCUCAAGGGCCUGCUGCUCUUCAUGGACGGCGCCCGCAUCGGCGCCGCCCUGACCUCGUCGACGAGCGACAUGACGCUCCGCGACGUGCUCGACCUCACCGACAUCUUCUGGAUCGGCGGUACCAAGAACGGCGCCCUCCUCGGCGAGGCCGUCGUCGUCAAGAGCCCCGACCUCGCCGUCGACUUUGCCUUUUACGUCAAGCAGCACGGCUCGCUGCUCGCCAAGAGCCGCAUCAUGGGCGUCGAGUUCGCCGAGCUCUUCCGCGAGAACCUCUACUUUGAGCUCGCCCGCCGCGGCAACGCCGCCGCCGAGAAGCUGUCGCGGUCCAUCGUCGGCGCCGGCUACGCCCUGCGGGCCGAGACCGAGACGAACCAGGUGUUCGCCAUCCUUCCCCUCGGCCUCGUCCAGGAGCUGCAGAAGGACUUUGUCUUUUACGUCUGGGAAAAGUGCGGCGCCAACUGGGCCGUCGUCCGCCUGCUGACCACCUGGGCCACCGACACGGCCCAGCUGGAAAAGUUUAACAACACCGUCUUGAGCUGGGUACCCUUGCCCGACCACGGUGAUGCCGAUGGAUGCUUCUGA
Molecule: messenger RNA, 1179 nt
Organism: Drechmeria coniospora
Lineage: Eukaryota; Fungi; Ascomycota; Sordariomycetes; Hypocreales; Ophiocordycipitaceae
Product: threonine aldolase
Exons: 1
Coding region: 1-1179 (392 amino acids)
Biological process (GO): L-threonine catabolic process; glycine biosynthetic process
Cellular component (GO): cytosol
Molecular function (GO): L-allo-threonine aldolase activity
Source: RefSeq, a predicted model, not a curated record